AUGUGUGCGCAUUGGCGGAACACUUCGCUUCCGUAUUUACAAAUCGGCAAGCGCCUAUGCCGAGCUCGAAGUGUGCAGCCCCCAACGGAACUUAACAGCCUGGAUUGCGGUGUAGAAAAGGUUCGCACCCUACUCGCCAGUCUUGAUGGCCCGAAACCUGCCGGACCCGAUGGAUUUCAUCCGCUUAUCUUAAAGUACUUUACGGCCAUCAUCUCGUCUGCCGUGGUGGAUCUCUUCAACAGAUCGAUGUCCGACGGUGCAUUACCGAGCGAAUGGAAAUGCUCGGUAGUGAAGCCGAUUCCAAAAGGCGGUGACCCACGCAAUGUGGAUAAUUACCGACCGAGCUCUCUCACCUCUGUUUUGGCUAAGGAGCUCGAGAACGUUGUGAAAAAGGGUCUUCUCCAGCUGUUAGCGUCGAAAGAUCUCUUAAAGCUGGCACAGCAUGGCUUUAUGAAGGGCCGCUCGUGCAUCACCAACCUGCUGUUGACGCGGCCGGAAUGCUUGCAAGCGUUGAAUCGGGAGAAACCAGUGGAUGUUAUCUACAUUGAUUCCAGUAAAGCUUGCGAUAAAGUGAGGCAUGUGGUCCUGCUCCACAAGCUGAGAGCGCGUGAUGUUUGCGGAUCUCUGCACCAGUGGAUCAGUGACUUCCUUAUCGGGAGAAUAUGGUGGGUACAGGUGAAUGACCACCUAACGGACUGCGAGUCGUCCACUAGCGGUGUACGCAAAGGCACAAUACUGGGGUCAGUUUCAUUUCUGAUCCACAUCAACAAACUACCUCAGCUUCUUAGGUCGCCUGGUACACUGUUUGAAGACGAUUUGAAGAUUUGUAGGGUUAUUGAUUCUCCCGACGACUGUGACGUCAUUCAGCAGGACCUCAACCGCUUAUCCCAGUAG
Molecule: messenger RNA, 894 nt
Organism: Dicrocoelium dendriticum
Lineage: Eukaryota; Metazoa; Platyhelminthes; Trematoda; Plagiorchiida; Dicrocoeliidae
Source: the annotation of a GenBank genome assembly